GAUAUUAAAAUAAAUUUCAUAGUAAUAUAGUAAUACACAUUUAUCGCAAAUAAUUAAAUAAAAAGAACUGCUAAACCCGAUGACGCCAUCGAUAUAAAAUUCAACAAACGGUGUGAAGGUUGUUCGCCAUCGCUUACGUCUUACGUCGUCGUUGGCAGUGAACGGAACGAAGUGUCGUCGUAUAGAUCGCUCGCUGGCUGGCUGGCUGAAAAUAGUGAACCAAAGUAUGAGUUUUCGAAAUAUGUUCGAAUAAAAAGUGUGUAGUGAGUGACUGUCAUCCAGCAAGAUGGUUGAUGACGUGAAAGAUAUUACCGAAACCGCUGAAAGUAAAGCGUCGCAGGAAGCGUUAGAUCGAGCACGACUAGCCCGCGAAAGACGCGAGGCAGAACAGAGGAAACGUUUGGACGAGUUACGCGCACACGCAGCCGCUGCGCAAGCGCAGAGAGAGAAAAGAGACGAAGAAAGGCGUCGGAGACAGGCAGAGCAACGCGCGAAAGAUGAUGAGAGGCGAGUACAGGUGAAUCAGUCAGUUGAAGAACGCAAGCGCGCGAUAUGGGAGGCAUCAAUAUCGCGCCGCGAGGCGUUGCUGCAACGCGAACGCGAUCGGACGGAGCGGCUGGAGCGGCAGCGAGCCGCUCGCUCCGCUCCCCGGCCGGCCUUCGCAUUCGGCUCGUCCACACCUCGAUUGCUGGAGCCGGUAGACUCAGCUGGAUUCUUCUGGGCCGCGCGCAGUACCAACCCCAUAGAUCAGAUGAACUUUUUUGAAUCACUGGCGGCAUCAACAACAAAUGUGAUGUUCGCGUCUGCGCCGCUCACGAGACGCGCUUCCGCGUUGCAAUUAGACACUUCAGACACUGACAAUAAAGGAGCUGUGAUGUUCAUGAGUUUCUAUGAGCCCGAGCGCAGUCCAGCGCCGGUAAUGUGGUCGUCGGUGGCGCGGCGGCGCACGGACCUGGUGCCGACGGUGCCGGCGCCGCGAGCCCCAGGUAGGGCCUACUCCAUGACGCGGCUCGACCGGCUCCCCUCCAGCCGACCGCUGCACUCCGCCUCGCCAUCCAUGCAUCACCUCAACAGGGCUCAGCCGCGGUCUGGCGACACGACACCCGGGUCGAGGCCGGGGAGUGCACUCUCCAACGCGACCGCAGUACUCCGCCGUCCUCACUCCGCGCCGCGGAAACCACGCCCCGCGUCCAUUGCAGGCACUGGAGUCAAUACGCCUAAAGGCGGAGUGGGCGAGUGCGGGGGCGGCAGCGCGGCGACGACGCCGAGCGUGUCCCGCGACGGCAGCGUGCUGGCGGCGACGGACGCGCCGCGACGGACCACGCCCGCACGCCGGCCCCGCCCCGCCUCGCUGCACGCCAACAACAUGCAUAAGACGCCUCCGCCGGUGACGCCGGGUGAGGGCAAGCCGCCAGUACAUAGAAAGCCAAAGCCAUCCAAAGAACAUGAUAAGGCGGGGCGCGGCAAGUCCCUGUCGGCGUCCCCGGGCCGCACGCUGUCUCCGUCGCCCGCGCACUCCAAGGACGCCAGCGUCGACAAGGAGAUUAAUAAGCCGGCGACGGUGGAGGCCCGGCAGGUGGACGCGGCGGAGGUCAGUACCAAGCUGGAGGCGCUGCAGGUACACAACGGGGACGCACUGCCCGACGAUAAGGUAAACGAAAUCAAAGAAACAGUAGAAGUUAAGGAAGAAACGAAAAUCGAGCAAGUAACGGAGGUAACGAAACACGAAGAGAGAGCGAGCGAGAGGUCCGAGCAGAGACACAGGGAGGACAAGAAGGAGCCCUCCGUCGACAAGACUGAAGAUAAUGAAAUGACCGCGUCGAUGACGGCGCGGCGUAUAACGACGGAGGAGGAGGCGAAGGCCGCGCUGGCCGAGCGCCGCCGCCGCGCCAGGGAGGAACUCGAGAGGCAGGCCGAGCUCGAGCGACAGAGACUGCAACGCGAAGCCGAAGAAGAAGCAGAGCGGCAACGCCAGGAGGAGGAACGGCAACGUCGCGAGGAGGAGGAGGCGAGGGAACUGGCGCAACUACAGAGGCAGAUGGACGAGGAGAAACUCCGGAAGGCUAUCGAGGCACAACAGCAACUCGAACGCGAAGAAGCCGAACGCAAAGCUCGUGAGGAGGCAGAGAGGCAAGCGAGGCUUAAAGAGGAAGAGGAAAAGCGUAAGGCGGCCGAGGAGGCUGAGAAACUCCGCCGGGAGGAGGCAGAGAGGGAGGAGAAGGAACGACUCGCCAGGAAACAACGGGUCGAGGCCAUCAUGGCCAGGACUCGGCUUAGGAAGCAAGCAGAAGAAGACAAGAACAAGCAGUCAGCCCCUGCAGAGCCCGCUGCUCCUGCAGCCCCGGCAGCCCCCGCGGCCCCUGCGGCCCCUGUAGCCCCAGCGGCCCCCGCGCCAGUAGAAGUAGAGGCGGCCCCAGUACCAGUGUCGGGCCCCGCGGCCGAUAACGGCAACGUUACCGCGACCGCCGACCUCCUCGGGUUGGACUUCGCGCCGCCACAAGAGAACAAGUCCGUGGAAGUAGGCGGCGGGGAGCCAGCCCCCACCCCCGCCCCCCCACUACUACCACACAACACUCCCAACAACGGCAACGUCACUGCCGACCUACUGGGACUGUCCGACCAACUAGCUACUGAGGACAAAACCACAGAGCAGACGACGGCAAUCAAACUCCCGACCAACGAUAACGCGCCAAUAGCCAACACGCCAAUGGAGGCCAACAACGGCAACGUGCAGGCCAACAUUGGCCACAUAUCGGCCAACUUCAUCCAGACAGAACGCUUGUCUAGUGAGAGCCAAAAGAUGUCGGACGUGCCCAAGUUAUUGGACGAGGACUUCACCACGCACAACGGUCACGGGGCCGCCCACAACCACCCCCUGACGCUGCAGAAUGCGAUCUAAUCGUCUCUAACUAAGGUUGGUUAUUGAAUGCAGUCGGUUUUCAUUGCGUAUAUAUUGGCUGAUAGUCGUGGGUUGUGAUAGUGGCAUGCUAUUAUUCAUAGUGACGGUAGGUAGGUAUUUUUAUUGACCGGGAUUCUGACUGCCAAGGUAUUCCAAAGAAUAUAUACACAAGAGGUUUAAAUAUCUUUUUCAUGCUACUUGGUGGUCGAAUAAUACACGGAUAAGAUUACAGAGGGCAGCACAAGCUUGUCCCAUUUGUUUGUGUGUCACGGUGCUUUGAUAUUUUGUUCACACAUUAUUACUCUAUCUCAAAAACUUCUCAAAUAAAUUGUUUUUUUGUUAUUCAUCGUUGGUGCUAGUUAACGUUUUUAGAUAGAAAUGUAAUAGUAACAAAUUAUUGAACUAGACAAAGUGACCGGUUUAGUAGACGCUAGCUGAAAUAGUCCAACUGCCUUAGCAUUUAUACGUACGGAUAUUCUAUAGAAAUAUCUUUUAAAAUAAUAGGAUUUUCAUUACAAAAUUUUAAAGGUAAAAUAAAAAAAUACAACCAACAACGGCUCCGUUCGAGUCCGAAACUAGUCGAGCUACCUCGAAACUACAUUUUUCACAAGGGUAACACUUUUACCCUACAUCAAAGGGUUACUAGGGUAAAGACCAGUGGAAAGGGCGAUCUCUUCAAGCCAAUAUGUAUGCGUGAAAACGUGGUAAGAUAUGUAUGUCUGUCACUCUAGCUAUAACUAAAUACUAUAAACUAAAAUAUUUACUGAAACUAUUUAUUUCUAUUUAAAAUGCUUUCUUUAACUAGAUACAAAUCUUAUGGCCGUUUUCACUACUUAAGUAAGUGUUACUUAGUGAGGGAGUAUCUAAACUAACCCCUAACUGUUAGGUGUCACUUAUAGGUUGGUGUAAACCAAAAUGUUACUAAGUGUCACCUAUCUUACCUUAGGGGUUACUUAAAGAUAGAUGGUGAAAACGGCUAUUAAUUACUUAAACACAACUUGGUUUGUAGAUUUAAAAUAUGGUGAAUAUGUCCGUUUGUCUGUCAGUUCGUAUCAAUUUUGACAGUGACGUAAGACUGACGUGACCAUUUUCGCUAGUGGCUCCAUCUACACAUUGCAAUUUUUUGCAGUUUCUUUUAAAUAGUGUAAGAUUGCGUUAAUUGCAGUCCGUUUAAAUCUUAUGUAAUGAAUCCGUCACAUUUUAAUGUAGGAUUUUUUUAUAUAAAACCAGUUUUUAUUGUCCAGUGUUAGGUAAUAAAUAGAUACACAAAACGAACUAUAAAACCUAUUUUAUCUAUAGAAUGCUUUGUCUCAUUCACUCUUAGGUAAUUAGCUAUUAGAGUGAGCAAGAUAGAAGAUUCUAUAAAACUAAAGUUGUGUUUAAGUAAAAAAAGAAAAAAAUGCUAUUUAUUUAUUUUCACAGAGUGACAGAUAUAGAGGAAGGCACUAAAUUAUAUUAUUAUAUCAUAAAUUAAUGCAUUUAUUAUAAGUUAUCGCAAUCAUCCCGGUUUUACUUGUUUACUGCUGAAGUCAAAAUAUAAGCUUAUUUAAUUAUUCGUGUACAAUCAAGUUUUGAAAGUUGUAGAAGCGAGAUAAAGAAAAUUCUGACUUAUGUUCAAUGAAGUAAGGUUUAAAAUUGUACACCUAUUUAUUACUAUUAUAUACUGGUAAACACAAACUUUUGUUUAAUUUUGAUUCGUUACAAAUGGUUUUAAAGGAAAUUCUGUCUUAUGAUGAAUGAAAUAAGAUUAAAAAUUACAUGCAAUAAAAUGAUAAUGAAAUAUUUUUUUGUGUAGUAGUUUUCGCUUCUGCUAUAUUUCAAAACUAUGAUUAGCUAUAAUAGUUUUACUUGUAAAACUAAAAUAAUCUGUAAUAUUCAUGACUCAUACAAAAUUCGGUCGUUAAAUCGUGAUUUUCUUUGAUACAUUUUCAACCAUAAACCUUUUCUGAUAAAGUUGAAAAUCGUUUAAUAGAACUUUUCGAUAUAACAGCCGUUUGUUGUCGAGAUUUUCUGGUCGAAAUAUCUUCCCAUACACAUUGUUCUUAAAUAUAAAACUUGUAGUCGAAUCGAUUGCAAUAAUAUAUUGUUUAGACAACCAAUACUUAGUAUUAAGAUUAAAUAAUCAAAACAAUGUGUGAUUUUUAAAUGAAAUUAAAUGCCAGGCCGCUAGAUUUUUGUUUUCUAUUACUAUAAUUUUCACACUCAAACCACAAUUUUGGAAAGCAAUCUUAUGUCUUAAGAGACAAAGGUUAGAAUAGCAUGCGUCUAAGUUUUUGAGUGGUUUGAGUAGAAAUCGUAGAUACAGAAUAUAUUUUGUAAUACAGAACGAGCAUAAUAUUUAUUCAAUGCUAAAUGGUAGUAAGUAAACAGUAUAUUAAAAAAACUACAACCUUUUUAGACGGGUUUGUUUUUUUUUUCUUGGCGUUCUUUAUUCGAAAUUCCGUCUCGUCAUUGGUGUUGUGUGAUACGUUCGAAAUAAGUUCUAUUUUUAAUUUUGUAAUAUAAUUUAAAAACUUAUAUAAUUUUGAAUUUGCUUAUGUACUAGUAGUAAUUGUGAAAUUAGGCAAGCGCUGGCAAAUAAUGAAGGAAAUGUCUAAAGAAUGGAUUGGAAGGAAAAUAAUAACAAAUAUUAACUAAUAACGAAUGAAUUCGAGCAUUUAACGGGAGUUUACGUCAUCAAUUUUUAUUAAAAGACAAGUAAUUGAGCGGUAAUAGCUCUUACUAAUAAAUUUAAAUACGAAAUAACUAACUAUACAUCAUUAUCUAUAAGCCUUAACAACGAUUGGCUGCAUUUUCAUAACGAAGACAGAACCAAACCAAACGGUUGGUUUAAAAUAAAUACUAGAAAAUACACAAGGCUCAAAAAGCCGUAUUUGCGAUACCAACUGCAAAAUACAACAAACUUUAAGUUUGCUUACAGACAUGUCUCCGUAUUCAAUAAUAUAAUUAUAAUAUAAUAAAGAAUUAUUUACCUAAAUAAAUAAAAAAGUGUAUAGUUUCCUUAAUAAAAAGGGGAAAUUGAAGCUUGCAAGUUACACGCACAUAGACACUUGAAUACGGAUAGAUAAUGUCUAAACUGAAUUACGACGCUAUAAUUUGUUUUCCUAAAUAAAUAUUAUAGAAAAACAAUAAUAAGAUACAGUAUAUAUAUUUGGAGUCGAUGGAGUAAUGCUUAAUGAAGUUACGGUAAUGUAAUUUAAGUUAUUUAACAAGUUAUAUAAUUAUACAAAUUUUUGUAUGAUAGAUAGAUAGCAUUCAAUGUUAUUCGGCUUUUUAAACGAUGUUAUAAUAAAAAUAACUAGUUAUUUGAUGCCGUUUCGGUUGAUAAACGAGGUUACAAUGGGUUGCAUUAAUAUUAUUUUUCAACUGAACUAAGAUUCUAACAGUUUAAUAGUUAUUGUAUAAAUUAAUUAUUAUGUCUAAAGUUAUAGUUAUGUUUUCAUAUAAAAAGUGUUGCUGUCUAUUAUUAAUGUGUUAAGAUUUUUAAACUAUUAGCGUUUCAGUUCUUUCCCUGUUUUUUUUUUUAAUGAGUUUUCUAUGAAAAUGUAACUAGGACUGGUUGACCCGGGAGCUCGCUCCCUCUAACUGUAUAUUAUUCCAUAAUAUUUUCUUUCACAUAAUAUUAAUAGUAGUUUUUUCCAAUUCAACCUCUGUUUUGUGUUGAAUACAUUGUUUUGUGUGUUUAGCGAAGUUAGAUAAAGGUUAGUUAUUGAUAAUGUUGAAGGGGUAAUCUUGUUUUAGGGUAAAAUUACCCUUUCCUUAUGAAAGUGAUUACCCCCACAUUGUAUGUCGUUUGUGUAUGCGAGAUAUAUAUCCCAGUGUACUCAACACACCACAGAGGUACAUUCACAACACCUGUCACACAUCUGUCACUUUGACAUUGACACCUGUCUGACAGCUGUCGUAAAUGUCAAAUUUAACAAAUUUAUCAUACGAUUUUUGCUUGUAGGUAACAUUUGUACGAUUUGUGUUUUAUUUUGCUUAUACAACCACUUUUAAUCGUUCAAAUUAUAUAAAGAAAUCAUGUAGAUGUCUCACGGCCUUAAUAUUAUUAUACAAAUGUGUUUGGGACAGUGCCGCUCGUCGUUUGGAGUUCGUAUUUAUGCUGAUUUGUUCUGAAAUGAUUUGCGUCUAUUUUCAGAUAAACUUAGUACAUUCGAUGGUGUCUUACGGCGGGCAAACUGUUCUAGGAAGUGCUUGAAUGAACAUUUGUUUUUACAUACUAAAUAAUUUGGCAGUGUAGAACACAUUCAUAGAUAUAUAAUCUUGCCAACUUGUUAUCAAUGAAAUUGAAACUUUAAAACGUUCAACUGUCGUAUUAUUUAGUAGGUAUCUUGUACGAUGUGUUUUCAAGUACUUCCAAUGUAUAAUUUGUAAUAUUUUAUUAAAUUAACCAGUGUGACAGGUCGCCCUCGCUACCAAGUCGACCCUCAUGUUCCAUACAUAGUCUGAAUGUUAUAAUUAUAAGUUUAAAUGAGUUGACGAACGCCCCAAGUUGCGUAUAAUAAUAAUACACACUACAGGUACAGUGAACGCGACAAGAAUACCAAAAUAAGCUAGUCGAAAACAUAUUAUGUAAUUAUUGAAGAGAUUGUGCUGUUAAAUUAUUUUCAAAUUCAAAAUAAAUUGUUGGUUGUAGGUUUACGUAAUUUUAGUGAAUCAAGUAUGGCGGCCUGUCACACUGCACUCGCGCAUGUAUGCGUGUGUGCGUGUGUAUGUUGUACGUGUGUGUGUAAGGUCCAUUCAUCGGUACGGUUAGUAGUCGUUGAUGGCAAUGUUUGUUAUCAUAGAUAGAUGGGCAAGGCUUUAUGCGUUAUGUAACUACUGUAUUACGUUUAUAAACAUCAUGGAUUUAUUAAAUGAAACAAUUUUAAUACGAAAAAUAAAUACAAAGAAGUUA
This is a messenger RNA of Spodoptera frugiperda (fall armyworm), 7799 nucleotides long. RefSeq names its product MAP7 domain-containing protein 1. Gene Ontology annotation, cellular component: microtubule cytoskeleton. Gene Ontology annotation, biological process: microtubule cytoskeleton organization. Lineage: Eukaryota; Metazoa; Arthropoda; Insecta; Lepidoptera; Noctuidae. The coding region runs from base 287 to 2899 and encodes 870 amino acids. The transcript is spliced from 19 exons. The record is from RefSeq and is a predicted model, not a curated record.